CAGAAAUUGCCGGCGGGGCCUGAAGCGACGUGGCAUUAUUGUAGUUUCGAAAGGUCCCAAAAAUUGCAUAUAAUAAAGAAUGUUGCGCUAGUGGGUGUAAGCAGGCAUAUGGCAGACAAGUGCCCUGUUUGACCACUAUUCUAUCUAAAGCUUUGUUAAGCUAACGUAUCCUCGACGAUUAGUUCCCUUAAAAACCAGCGUUGCUGAGCGUCUCCUAUAACUAAAUCGAUAGCUUGCUACGAACAGUGGAUGCAAAUUUUCCGCGCCUUCCCAGUAUAUUUUUCCCUGUGUGAACUCGAGCAAAAAAGAUACUCACCCAGUAUCUCUACGUUAUAACGUUCCCGAAUGUAUAUCAAUAAGAGUGAUGAAUAGUGACAGGAUGCAGGGCUUUUAGGCUUUCAGCACAAGGCCACUGGACCGAAAGUGAUUUUUUUUCGGAACUAACUCAGGUUAAAAAUCGAUCAAGGCGGUUUUGUUUAGAAACAAUGUCAAGUACAGCAGAUCGCAUUUCCGAAUUCCUCAACAAACAUGAGCAUGCUGCCAAGCUGGCAUUGACUGCAGUUACAGCUUCAACUUUAACAGCAACAACGAUUCUUACAUAUCAAGCUGCGCGACGGCGAUUUCAAAAGCGCGUCUUGCUUGACAAUAAACGCUUCGGCAGUCAGCGUUCACCUGAUCAUACACCAGUUAAUGCAUCGCUAGUGGACGAACAACUCUCACAAACAAUCGAGUUUCUUGGAAGUGAGGGAGCCGAAAAACUCCAAAAUUCGUUUGUCAUUAUUGUUGGUGCAGGCGGCGUGGGUUCGUGGGCAGCGCUUAUGUUGCUUCGAGCUGGUGUAAAGAAAAUUCGUAUUAUCGACUUUGACCAAGUGACACUCAGCAGUUUGAAUCGACAUGCAGUAGCAACGCUUGACGACGUGGGAACUCCCAAAGUAAAAGCCAUCAAAAAACAUUUUGAAAGAAUUGCUCCGUUUGUGCAGGUUGAUAGCCGUAUCGAUUUGUUCACCAAAGAAACGGCGGACGAAUUACUGUCAGGCUCGCCUGACUACAUUGUGGAUGCUAUCGACAACAUCGAUACCAAACUCGACCUCAUCCAGUACUGUUAUGAUCGCCAACUUAAGGUCAUUGCCUCCAUGGGUGCCGGUGCAAAAGCAGAUCCCUCCCGCGUACAGAUAGCCGACAUUAGCGAAACUUUGGAGGACCAAUUAGCGAGAGCCGUGAGACGAAAGCUAAAGAAAUUAGGUAUCGAAUCUGGCGUCCCUGUAGUCUACUCGGUUGAAAAACCACAUCAUGUCAAACUACUUCCGUUGGAGGAAGAACGCGUAAAAGAAGCGGACGAUUUCGCUGCAUUACCGGAAUUUCGGUCUCGUAUAUUACCAGUAUUGGGAACCCUCCCCAGUAUGUUUGGCAUGACGAUUGCAUCGUUUGUGAUACUCAAGCUCGCCGAAUAUCCUAACUUUGAGCCUUUGGCUAUCAAGCUACGGGAGGGAUUAUAUGCAAGACUCCAUCGAGACUUAUUGGCUCGCGAGUCCAAUCUGUAUAAAAACAAAACAUGUCCACUUGACACCCGUGACAUCGGUUACAUAUAUGAGGAUAUUUGGCAAGGCAAAAGUGUCAUAUCGGGUCCAAGUGAACGGGUGGCAUUGACUCGAUGGGUACGCAGUGAGCCUUUGUCGUAUUACAAUACUGUAUGUAUGACGAAAGAGGAGGCAAAGGCACACGAUAAGUUACCAGCAAAUUUGGAUCUCAGACAGCACUAUGGUGAUGCGAUAUACGAUCUUGUAAAUAGCCGAUUCGAACGGGAGAAGCGCAUCCAAGGUGUCUGGAACGAAAUAUUUUGAACGCUUUUCAAACACAAACAAUCUACAACAAAUAGAACAAACUACAACUCUGUAGACGAUGCACUUGAGACCUGCUGUGUAUUAAUACUACUUAAAGAAACUAUUGGUAUCACUGCACUUUUAUAUCAUGUCCGACCGAAUUCCAUGUACCAUUACUAUGUUAAAGUCGCUGUGGAUGCAAAGAUGACUUGGCAAACAAUGCGGGGUAAAGAGUGGGACAGUCGGAGCGCAUUUGAUUUGUACAUGCAUACAAAGACGCUAAAUAAUAAAAUAUUCCCAUUGCGGGUUUGACAAAUCUAUCAAAAGCGUCCAUAGCACAAAUGAGCACCGUGCAUUUAUUACGUAGUAUAAUUUUGUGCUCCAUCC
Zychaea mexicana is the source of this 2207-nucleotide messenger RNA. RefSeq lists its product as uncharacterized. NCBI's taxonomy places the organism in Eukaryota, Fungi, Mucoromycota, Mucoromycetes, Mucorales, Lichtheimiaceae. Gene Ontology annotation, biological process: cyclic threonylcarbamoyladenosine biosynthetic process. Gene Ontology annotation, molecular function: tRNA threonylcarbamoyladenosine dehydratase activity; ubiquitin-like modifier activating enzyme activity. Gene Ontology annotation, cellular component: mitochondrial outer membrane. The transcript is spliced from 6 exons. The coding region runs from base 486 to 1841 and encodes 451 amino acids. The record is from RefSeq and is a predicted model, not a curated record.